Bombyx mandarina (wild silkworm) is the source of this 939-nucleotide messenger RNA. RefSeq names its product proteasome alpha3 subunit (gene Prosalpha3). Lineage: Eukaryota; Metazoa; Arthropoda; Insecta; Lepidoptera; Bombycidae. Gene Ontology annotation, biological process: ubiquitin-dependent protein catabolic process. The record is from RefSeq and is a predicted model, not a curated record. Gene Ontology annotation, cellular component: proteasome core complex, alpha-subunit complex; proteasome core complex.
UUGUUCCGGUAAGCGACAUUUCAAGUGAUUAGACAUUAUUUUGGAAUAUAAUUUCAACAAAAGUUACUAUUAAUUUGGUCAUAUCAAUCACAAAUAAUAUAUAUUUGUAGAGAAAAUGGCACGACGUUAUGAUACCCGUACAACCAUAUUCUCGCCGGAAGGUCGUCUGUAUCAAGUCGAAUAUGCUAUGGAAGCUAUAAGUCAUGCGGGAACAUCGCUGGGUAUUUUAGCAACGGAUGGUAUUCUUUUGGCUGCAGAACGCAGGAACACCAAUAAACUUCUAGAUGAAGUGUUCUUUUCUGAAAAAAUCUACAAGCUCAAUGAUGACAUGGUCUGUUCAGUCGCUGGUAUAACAUCGGAUGCUAACGUUUUGACAAACGAAUUAAGACUGAUCGCUCAAAGAUACCUGCUGCAAUAUGGCGAAUCUAUCCCUUGUGAGCAAUUAGUCUCCUGGCUUUGUGAUGUGAAACAAGCUUACACACAAUAUGGAGGUAAAAGGCCCUUUGGAGUCUCAAUUCUGUAUAUGGGCUGGGAUAAGCACUAUGGUUAUCAGCUCUACCAGUCUGAUCCCAGUGGAAACUAUGGGGGGUGGAAAGCAACAUGCAUCGGUAACAAUAGUGCUGCAGCAGUUUCAAGUUUAAAACAGGAGUACAAGGAAAAUGAGACAACUCUGGCAGAAGCACAGGCCCUGGCAAUCAAAGUACUUAGCAAGACUUUGGAUAUGACUAAACUGACUCCAGAAAAAGUCGAAAUGGCAACACUAACUCGUAAGGACAACAAGACUAUCAUCAGGAUUCUAACGAAUACAGAAGUUGAGAAACUCAUUGCCGAAUUCGAAAAGACCGAAGCUGAAGCUGAAGCUGCCAAGAAACAGCCUGCUAAAUCUUAAUAAUAUUUAAUUAAGUAUUCUAUAAACAAAAUAAAGUCUUUUACACAAUG